Mercenaria mercenaria is the source of this 8816-nucleotide messenger RNA. Its product is annotated as dedicator of cytokinesis protein 7-like. Gene Ontology annotation, molecular function: guanyl-nucleotide exchange factor activity. The transcript is spliced from 49 exons. The record is from RefSeq and is a predicted model, not a curated record. Bases 49 to 6603 code for a protein of 2184 amino acids. Lineage: Eukaryota; Metazoa; Mollusca; Bivalvia; Venerida; Veneridae. Gene Ontology annotation, biological process: positive regulation of GTPase activity; small GTPase-mediated signal transduction.
UACAGAUUGAACCCGGAAGUGACGAGUUUCUGGCUCAGCAGCACAAAAAUGUCAGGAUCUGGCCAAAGAGCAUUUGCCCAGAAGUUAAACAAACAGGGCAAUGCUGCUGAGGUUAGAAAGCAGAUAUCAUCCACCAUAUUCAAUGAACUUCCUAGAAGUGUUAGUGGGGUGAACCUGACAGAGUUAUCAGCCAAUGUUGAUGUGGCAGAACCACCAGAUUUUGAGGAGUUUGUUGUACAGAACCAGUCAUUAGUUGACCGGGACCCGUAUCGGGACAGAUUACUAUAUCCAGAUGAUGAUGAUAUAGAAGUACUCUCAUUACCGAAAAGAUGCCGUACUGUGACACAUAUUGUUCCAGAAAUAGGAGGAGAAGUAGAUCCACAUGUAUUUGAUUGUGUUAGAAGAUACACUGCUGACUAUACCAUAGUGAGUCGAAGAUAUCAGCAGUACACAAGCAACAGAAAUGGUGUAGACAGAGAAUGUCUGGUACAACAAGAAUAUGAAGUUGAUAUUGAUGAUGUGUGUGACCAGGAUAAGGACACGGCAAACAAGAGACAGUCUAUUCACAUGAGUGAAACACCCCGAGGUAGUUGGGCUAGCAGUAUAUUUGAUUUGAAACAGUCACAAGCAGAUGCUCAGUUACCUAACCUGUUCGAUCGUGUCUCACAGGAGGAGGUGGACCGUAACAAUGAAAUCCAACGCCAACAACACAGACAAGAUACAGUCUUUACUCUCUACCCACCACAAGAUGAGGAGGAACAGAUUGAGAAGAGAGCAUUUGUUAUGGCCCCUACAGAACACUUUGGGCACAGAAUUCUUGUGAAAUGUCUUCAACUAAAACUAGAACUUGAAGUAGAGCCAAUCUUUGCCACAAUGGCAGUUUAUGAUGCUAAAGAAAGGAAGAAAAUAUCUGAGAAUUUCUACUUUGAUCUGAACAGUGACGUUUGUAAACAGAUGAUCAGGUACCAUGUCCCCCAUCAGGACCUGUCUACAACAAGUAAAGCUGGAAUUUUUAGUAUAACAUAUCCUUCACCUGAUGUCUUCCUUGUCAUACGGCUGGAGAAGGUACUACAGCAGGGAGAUAUAUCUGAGUGUGCUGAUCCUUACAUAAAGGAGGAAAAGAGCAAGGAAGACAAGUACCGUGCCAAUGCUGCACAGUUCUGUGAUCGACUUGGGAAGUAUCGUAUGCCAUUUGCUUGGACCGCUAUCUACCUUAUGAAUAUAGUUAAUGGAGCGCACAGUUAUGAAAGAGAAACUUCAGUUGACUCCAUUAGAUCUGAGUCAGAAAUGACGCGAGCUGCAAGUCUUGACAGGAGAAGUGGAAUGCAGCCUGGUCAGUAUGACAGCUUCAGAAAGAGACCCAAAGAUGACAUACUUGCUGGUCGGAGCUACAGCACUGAACGUGGCAGGUCUGGAUACGAGAAACGCCGUAGCUGGUCUCCGGAUGACUAUGGCGGAAAUCUUGGUAACUUCAGACCUGUCACAUUGACUGUAUCAAGCUUUUUCAAGCAGGAAGGGGACAAGCUGAGUGAUGAAGACUUGUACAAAUAUCUCAUUGACAUCAAGCGGCCAUCAAAUGUCUUGAAGAGAGUGAAAUGUAUACCAGGAACUUUGAAGCUUGAUAUCUCACCAUGUCCGGAUGAGCCUAAGCAAGUACUUACAGCCGAUCUAUGGAAGGUAGAGCCAUACCCUGAAGACAAGAAUAAACCAGUCAAGGAAAUCCUGGAAUUCCCCACACAUGAGGUCUUCUCUAUGGCUACUACCUACAGGAAUUUGCUGUAUGUGUAUCCUAGGAUGUUGAACUUUGCAAACAGACAAGGCUCUGCUAGGAAUAUUGCUGUAAAGAUACAGUUGAUGUGUGGAGAGGAAGAUGGUGGCGCUCUUCAAGCAAUAUUUGGAAAGUCCAAUUGUCCUGAACUUUCUAGAGAGGCAUACACUUCUGUCACAUACCAUAACAAAUCUCCAGAUUUCUAUGAAGAAGUGAAACUACGUCUCCCAGCUCACCUAACAGAUGCCCAUCACUUACUGUUCACUUUCUACCAUAUCAGCUGUCAGACAAAGAAAGGGGAACCGUUAUCAGCUGUUGAAACUCCUGUUGGAUACACAUGGUUACCAUUAAUGAGGGAGGGACGACUCCACGUUGGGGACUUCAUGUUACCUGUGUCUGUUGAGAAACUACCAGCCAGUUACUCCAUCUUGUUCCCAGACCAAGUCCCGUCAAAAAUUCAUACUUUACCAGGUAUGAAAUGGGUAGAUAACCAUAAAGGUGUGUUCAGUGUACAAAUACAGUCUGUCUCUACAAUACAUACACAGGAUGACAAGAUAGACAGGUUCCUGUCUUUGUGUAGACUGGCACAAGAGCAGAAGCUUCCACCACGUAAAAGUGAGGCUCAGUUUGAGAAUGAAUUGAAGCACAGUCUGUCUGACCUGAUCAGAGCAAGGGGAGAGAACUUGGUUCAAUUUCUGUCUCUGAUUCUUGAUAAAUUGAUCCUGCUAAUGAUAAGACCACCAACACUGAGUGGACAAGUUGUGAACACGGGACAACCAGCAUUUGAUGCAAUGGCUCAGAUCGUACAGAGAGUGAGAGAUAUGCUUGAAGAUAAAAAUGACAGCAAUGGAAGAAACUCCGUUCUAGCUGCUUAUAUACAGUACUGCUGUACAUUACCCCACCCUGGUCCCAUGCCUGGCCAGAUGGAUAUGAGUAGUGGUUAUGCCACAUUGGGUCGACCUUCAUCUUUGCCUUUAAACAAACAAGCAUACCAGCGUAGCACCAGCAACCCCGACCUAACCACACCCACUACACCAGAAGCCGAGAUGGCUGGAUUCUUCAGCAACAGAGCAGGUAGUAUGAGGACAGAGGAAUUUUCUUAUGCCUUUGGUAAAUCCAGAAGGAAGCUUGUUCAUGAGGAGUUUGCCUUGCAGUGGGUAGUACUGAGUGGCUCUACCAGGGAGACUGCACUAGCCAACUCGUGGUUCUUCUUUGAAAUCAUGAUCAAGAGUAUGGCGGAACAUUUGUCCAAAACUGACAGCCUGUGUGCACCUAGACAGAUGAGGUUCCCACCACAGUUUAUAGAUGACGUCCAGUCACUGGUAUAUGUACUUAUAAAGGACAUAGUGGAAAGAUAUGUCAGGGACCCACCAAUGAUACGAAGUUUGAACACCAGUCUGGCUUUCUUCCUACAAGAUUUGCUGUCAUAUAUGGAUAGAGGAUUUGUGUUUCAACUCAUCAAACAAUACACAUAUGAGGUGAACCUGAAGAUUAAGUCACUGACAGACGCCACAAGUUUACGCCUUCUUCACUUGGACUUCCUGCGUAUCAUCUGUGCCCACGAACACUACUUCACGAUAAACCUGCCAUUUGGAACCCCUCUGACACCAUCCACCAACAGCAGCAGUCCGACACCAAGUAUUGCGAGUAUCACAUCCCAGGAUUCCCAGUCAUCGUACACAUCAACUAGUACCAUAACCAACAAGGGAGUUUUCUAUGAUUUAACACCAGAGUUUCAGUCUCAGCAUUAUCUUGUAGGACUGGUAUUGAAGGAUCUCUCACUAGCAUUGGACACAAAUAACCCAACCUUACACCACAAGGCGAUCAAUGUUGUUGGCAAUUUGCUACAGAACCAUGACCUUGAUGUUAGGUACACUGACCUUGAGAUGAAAGCGAGGCUGGCUGCACUCUACUUGCCACUUGUUGGAAUUACCAUAAAAGCCUUGCCCCAGCUAUAUGACCCCAACACUGAGGGUCGAUACAGAACAGAUGAAGAAAUGGAUACUAUCAACCAGCGUGUGGCAUUAGCUAUAGCGGGACAGAACUUGUUUGGAAGAUUUAGUGACCAGCCGCAGAGCCAUGGCGACAUCAGUGCUAAAAUAAGGAAGUGCCAGUUGAAUGCGGAAGAUUCCAGGAAUUUGCUGAUAUGUUUCAUAUGGGUGUUGAAGAACGUUGACAAAUCUGUUCUACGGCAGUGGUGGACGGACAUGCCAAUCAACAGACUGAACUGUAUCCUGGAAAUCAUCUAUUACGCCAUCUCAAACUUUGAAUACAGGGCAAAAUGGUCCAAAAUCUCAAUGGCGAUAAUUCCCGCGCAUCUUAGCGACUCUCAGGAGACCCUGGAGGAUUGGAAAGAAAGCCCCACUAGUACACUUUCCCGCUUAAAAAGCGCCAGUUUACCAAAAUCUCUGUCUAAAAGUGACUUGUGGGAAGGAAUUCAACGGAAAUCGCAAGAUUUUCUCAAAGGAACAGGAAUGCUCACUCGCAGCAACAGUAAAGAUGAUUCACCCAAUCAGGGUAAAAAGAGCAUGGCACAGUUUUCUCAGCAGACAAUGAAGAAAAGUGUUGACAUGAAGUCCCGCCUUGAAGAAGCAAUACUGGGCGGAGCUAAUGCCAGGGCAGAAAUGAUGAGGCGGAGACAAAGUGCCAACAUGUCAGGUGACAGAACACCACCAGCAGUAGGUCAGAGUCCACUAGCUUUGAUGGAAGGCAGUAAUAAACUGAGGUGGAGGAAGGAACAAGUUCAGUGGAGACAUUCUCAUGAACCUUUUGACAGUCCAAAGCCAAGAGAUGUGGAAGCAGAUGCACACAUAGAAGGUAACCUAGCAGCGGAGGUGAGCAUGGUUGCCUUGGAUACAUUAGAGCUAAUAAUACAGAUUGCCCAGGCUUCAGAAAUGAUGCAGCCAUUAUUAAGCAGUGCAUUGCGAGUACUUCUCCAUGGCCUAGGACUCAACCAGAGUACAUUCGUACUGCAGCACAUGUUUAGUUCGCAAAGAUCACUGGUUACAAAGUUUUUGGACCUCCUGUUUGAAGAGGAGACUGAGCAGUGUGCAGAUUUAUGUUUACGUCUGCUGCGCCACUGUAGUUCCUGUAUUGGUAACACAAGGGCACAGGCCAGCGCUUCACUCUAUAUGCUAAUGAGACAGAACUUUGAACUUGGAAAUAACUUUUCUCGAGUUAAGAUGCAAGUUACGAUGUCACUUAGCUCCCUGGUUGGUCAAAAUCAGGAUUUCAAUGAAGAAUACCUACGUAAGUCAUUGAAGACUAUACUGACGUAUGCUGAAGCAGAUACAGAACUACAGGAGACCACAUUUCCUGAACAGGUGAAGGAUUUGGUGUUUAACCUGCACAUGAUUCUGUCAGACACAGUCAAGAUGAAAGAAUUCCAGGAAGAUCCAGAAAUGUUGCUGGACCUGAUGUACCGAAUUGCCAAGGGUUACCAGACGUCACCUGACCUCAGACUGACAUGGUUACAAAAUAUGGCUACCAAACAUAGUGAGAGAGGUAACCAUGCAGAAGCAGCCCACUGUUUGGUCCACGCCGCAGGUCUUAUAUCAGAAUAUCUGAACAUGCUUGAAGACAAGACGUACCUUCCUGUUGGAUGUGUGGAAUUCCAGAGGAUCACACCUAACGUGUUGGAAGAGAGUGCAGUAUCAGAUGAUAUAGUGUCCCCUGAUGAGGAAGGGAUCUGUACGGGAAUGUAUUUCACAGAGAAUGGUCUGGUGGGUUUACUGGAACAGGCUGCUAGCUGCUUUACAAUGGCUGGCAUGUAUGAAGCAUUGAGCAAGGUGUAUAGAGUUCUGAUACCUAUACAUGAACAUAACAGAGAUUUCAAAAAAUUGGCACAUCUGCAUGGUAAACUACAGGAGUCGUUCAACCAAAUCAUUAAACAGGAGGGUAAACGUAUGUUUGGUACAUAUUUCCGUGUUGGUUUCUACGGGCACAAGUUUGGUGACCUGGAUGGGGAGGAGUUUGUGUACAAGGAACCAGCAAUUACAAAACUGCCAGAAAUCUCACACAGGCUGGAGAGUUUCUAUGGUGAUAGAUUUGGACAUGAUGUGGUGUCUAUGAUCAAAGACUCCAAUACUGUGGAGAGAGAAAAACUAGACCCAAAUAAGGCAUUUAUACAAAUCACAUACGUGGAGCCUUACUUUGAUUCAUAUGAACUGAGGGACAGAGUGACUUACUACGAGAAAAAUAUAAAUAUAAAGAGAUUUAUGUAUGCCACACCAUUCACAAUUGAUGGUCGGGCCCAUGGUGAGCUCCAGGAUCAAUACAAGAGGAAAACCAUCCUUACAACUAACCAUUUCUUCCCCUAUGUGAAAACACGUCUCUCUGUCAUUAACAGAGAACAGGUAAUUCUGUCACCAAUAGAAGUAGCCAUUGAAGAUAUUAUGAAGAAAACAAAAGAGUUAGCUAUAGCACUGAGACAGGAUCCUCCAGACACUAAAAUGUUACAAAUGGUGAUGCAGGGAUGUCUUGGCACCACAGUUAACCAGGGUCCAGUCGAGGUAGCCAAUGUGUUCUUAAAGGAAGUUGCCGAGGGGAAACAAGUGGGCAUGAAACACCACAACAAACUGAGGCUCUGCUUCAAGGACUUCCUGAAAAAAUGUUGUGAUGCCCUUCAUAGGAACAAGUCCCUGAUCACACAUGAGCAGAAGGAGUACCAGAGAGAGCUAGAAAGAAACUAUCACGCUAUAAAAGCCAAACUACACCCGUGGAUAUCGUCUAAUGCUGCUACACUAAAACGUACAAAACAUCACAGAAGGGAAGGAAAAGAAUCCAGAAGACAUCAGCAAGUAGCAAGUACAACACAAAGUUCUUCACAAGUUUAACUUGUCACAACAAGAUACAUAUAUUGGCAACAAGUCACAUAUAUUGGCAGCAAGUCAUAUAAAAAAAACUUCAGAAAAAAGUUUCAUAUUGGCUACGAGUCACAAAUAUUGGCAAUAAGGCACAAACAUUAGCAACAGGACAUACAUAUUAGUAACGAGUCACAUGUGUUUGUAACAAAUGAUAUAUAUAAGCAGCAAGACAAAAACAUUGGCAAAAAGACAUUGGCCACAAGAUUAAACCAAGUCACAAUGGUGUACAUGAUGUGUUCUACAACACUCAAACAAGUCUCUGAGCACAUGCCAACUCACAAAUUUAUUUACAGUACUAACUUGCCUCAUUUUAUAUGACUGAAGUUAUAUCUAGUUAGUUAAAAAUGUUGAAACUUGUGUAUGCCUGUUUAUGUUGGUAAUGUUUUGGUAUGUUUUAAUAUACCGGUAGAGUAUAUAAUGAGUUAAGCAUACAUCAUGUAUAUGCCAAAGGCUUUUGUUAGAAGGUCCAGUUCGUUUUUUUUUAAUGUUAAGUGUGUUAGCAUGACAUAUAUUUGAUAAUGUUUGUGAUAUUUUUGUACAAUCAUUAAGCUUUUCAAUAUUAUUUUGUUAUUACGAAGGCAUUUUUUGAAGGACCAGCUUGUAUGGAUUGACCUUAAACAAGUGAAAUUUUAACAUGAACUGCCUGAUGUAUAUUUGUAAACCAUAUAUUUUAGUAAUUUCCUUAACUGAUAAACAUGUCUGCCUUAUUAGUGUAGUAAAGCAAAGUGAUACUAUGAUGUUUCAGCUUAUUUUUGCAAAUAUUAUAUCUGCCAUCACAUCAGAUGUGAACUUAUUUGUAUUUAUGGAUGCCAUUUUAAGGCCUACUUUGAUUAUCUAACCAUCAGCUGUGGUUACUCUGUGGGAAUCUGGCAAUCCUGUGUGUGAUAGAAAUGACUAGUUCCUGUUCUAAUUUUCACAGAGCUUAAGAUUUGGAACAAGCAAACUCUGGUCAUACAGAACCUUUGGGGGCAGGGUUGGCCCAACGUACAUCAAAAAGUCACAGCACACACUUCUGUUGCUACAACUGCCAAUCAGCUUAACAGUACUUACUUCUACUGAAGUAGGCCUUAAUGUGUAGCUGUUUGAUUUGAGAAGUUAAAGGAAUUUCAUACAUCUUUGUGGUAUGUCCAGACAAUUGAAAAUAUGCAUGUUUUAUGGUUUGAAGAUGUAUUUGAAGUAGAGAUCUGAAGUAUUAAUGUGUUCAGACAUUUAUUAUCACCCAUUCUCCUCUUCUACUGUAUAACAGUAAAUUAGAUUUUUGUCAUAUCGCUUUUUUCCUUUUCAUCAUUUUGUAAUUACACAAGCCUUAGGUUCUUUUUGUGUUCUCCUUUUAAAGAAUAAAUGGGUAUAUUGUUUAUUUGUUUGGUCUAUUCUUUAAUAAUUCUAUUGUUGUCACAGAUAAUUGCAAUUUAUGACUGACUUGUACAAUAAACUUUCAAAUGAUAUAAUGCUUUGUGAGUAAUGGAAAAUGUUACAUGCUGAAUAAUGAAAUGAACGAAAAGCAUGGAAGUUCACAUGUUUUAGAGAGAAAAAAUGUUGUUUCUAGACCUGCAUGUUUUUGUUGGCUACACAUACCUAUAUAAUGGAUUUUGCUUAGGUUCAUGCAGUGAGAUAUUUUUUUUGUACCUUAAAAAGAGCAAAAAGUACUGCUUAAUAUUACUGCUUCGUUAUUUAAUUACCAGGCAAUAUGUACAAAAACGUAACUCAGUUUUCAAAAUUGAACAUUUUCAAGUAGUGUAUUUUGUUGUUUUCACAAGAAUAAUUCUCAACAGAAAAUUGAUUUACAUAAGGAUUUGUCUAAGGUAUACAUUCAUCAAACAACUUGCAGGUUCAUAGUCUGAACUGGGACUUAGGGUUAAUAGUUUUUGACUAUUGACCAGCAAGCCAUUCCAGUAAUAUUUCAUAACAUGUCAUCAUAAAUACCUUUUCACAGAUUUCAAUUUUUCUUUCUUAGCCCAGCAAAAUUUAGUGUUGAUCUAUAGACCAGUCAAUAGCACAGACUAUAGACUGGUGAUUUGUAUAAGGGGUCAUAUAAUAAUAGGCAUGUUAAAUUUUAUGAUUGAAUUAUGCUGUUUGUUUAUAUGUAAUCUUUAAGUGCAAUAUUCUAGUCAUGUUUUAAUCUACUUUUUUAUUUGCCAUUUUUGUCACAUUAAUGCUGUAGAAUAGAAUAAAAUUUAAAAGUC